Messenger RNA from Tetranychus urticae (two-spotted spider mite), 3147 nucleotides. Its product is annotated as cytosolic 10-formyltetrahydrofolate dehydrogenase. The record is from RefSeq and is a predicted model, not a curated record. NCBI's taxonomy places the organism in Eukaryota, Metazoa, Arthropoda, Arachnida, Trombidiformes, Tetranychidae. Gene Ontology annotation, cellular component: cytoplasm. Gene Ontology annotation, biological process: biosynthetic process; one-carbon metabolic process; 10-formyltetrahydrofolate catabolic process. Gene Ontology annotation, molecular function: oxidoreductase activity, acting on the aldehyde or oxo group of donors, NAD or NADP as acceptor; formyltetrahydrofolate dehydrogenase activity.
UUACGUUUUAAGUAGGUAAACAGAUAAGUGAAUAAAUAAUCGCCCCAUUGAGAUUAAACCUCCGUGGAUGCACUUAAGCCAGCCCACUAAAUCAUAUCUAAUGUUAUAUUCAUCUGUUGGUUGAUUGUUAAGCGACUAUUUAACAGGUUAAUGAGAGUAACAGAAUAGAAACAGAAUAGAAAAAGUUUUCCCUCGGUAUUUUUGUUUGCUUCAUUUUCCCUCAACCAUAUUGAAUUCAUCAUGAGAAUUGCCAUAAUUGGACAGAGCAUUUUUGCUAGCUCAGUGUUUGAUGAGCUAGUUAAACGAGGACACACGAUCGUUGGUGUAUUUACAGUUGCUGAUUCGGAAGAUGGUCGACCAGAUCCAUUGGCAUUAACAGCUUCCUCAGCCGAUGUACCUGUUUUCAAGUUUAAGCGGUGGCGCAUUAAGGGAGCCAUUAUCCCAUCUGUUUUUGCAUCUUACAAGUCAGUUAAUGCAGAGUUGAAUGUUUUACCCUAUUGUACACAAUUUAUCCCAUUAGAUGUAAUUAAUUAUCCGUCAAAAGGUUCUAUUUGUUAUCAUCCAUCAUUAUUACCUCGUCAUCGUGGUGCUUCAUCCAUUAACUGGACUCUCAUCGAAGGUGAUGCUCAAGCCGGUUUUACCAUCUUUUGGCCCGAUGAUGGUCUUGACACUGGUCCCAUUUUACUUCAAAGAUCGGUAGCUGUCUCUAUUAAUGACACGGUUGAAAGUCUGUACAACAAUUUUCUGUUUCCUGAAGGAAUUAAAGGAAUUGCUGAUGCUGUUGAUAUGAUUAAGUCGGGAACUGCUCCAUCCAUCGCACAAUCAGAAGAAGGAGCCUCAUACGAUCCUAUGUUGAAUAAAGAUGAACUGUGUCGUUUACCUAUUGGCUCAUUAACAGGAUUAAAGUUGCAUAAUUUUAUCAGAGGUAUGGAUAAAGUUCCUGGUUCAUGGAUAAUCUUACAAGAUGAGAAGGUUCGUCUUUUUGGCUCAAGUUUGGUGACCAGCAAUAGUAAACCAUUGACUGGUACUCAAAUUACAAUUGAAGGAAGCGAUAAACCUGGACUGAUCAACGAAAAAGGAUUAAUAAUAUUCGGUACAGAUGAUGUUGCUGUCUGUGUCAGUCGGUUACAGCUUGUCAGCUCUGGUAAAAUGAUUGCUGCUUCAAAAUGGGGAUCAACUGAAUCGACUACAAAGAUUGAGUUUACCAAUGAUGAGAAAGAAUCAAUUGUUACACCAAUCAAAGAAAUGUGGAAAUCAAUUUUGAGAAAUGAAGUUGAUGAUGAUACAGAUUUCUUCAGAUCUGGAGCUGGCUCUAUGGAUGUUACUCGGCUGGUUGAAGAAGUUAAAGAUACCUGUCCAAAUAUGGAUAAACUGAGCAAUGAAGAUGUUUAUAUGAACACAACGCUAUUGGAAUUCACCCAAGCAGUAGUAUUAUUAAGUCGAUCUUCGGGUGCAGAAUCGUCAAUCCAAAUAGACUUGGUCCGAUUGACAGCAAAUAAAAGAGAAAUUUCCUUUCCAAAUCAACUGUUCAUCAAUGGACGAUUUGUUGAUUCGUCAAAUGGCAAAACAAUACCAACAUACAAUCCUGCAAAUGAACAAAUUAUUUGCUCAGUUCAUGCUGCAACUCCUGAAGAUGUUGAUUCUGCUGUUGAGGCAGCACAGAAAGCAUUUGAUUCAGGAGAAUGGUCCAAAAUGUCAGCUCGUGAUCGCGGUCGUUUGUUAUACAAAUUAGCUGACUUGAUGGAGGCCCAUAAAGAAGAAUUGGCUACAAUUGAAUCACUUGAUUCAGGAGCUGUAUAUACUCUUGCUCUUAAAACGCACAUUGGUAUGUCUAUCGAAACAUGGAGGUACUUUGCUGGUUGGACUGAUAAGAUUCAAGGCUCAACUAUACCCAUUUCCAACGCAAGACCUAACCGCAACUUGACACUGACUAAACGUGAACCUCUUGGUGUUUGCGGUAUAAUAACACCCUGGAAUUAUCCACUCAUGAUGGUCUCAUGGAAAGCAGCAGCUUGUCUUGCAGCAGGUAACACUUUGGUUCUCAAGCCAGCCCAAGUGUCUCCAUUAACAGCACUUAAAUUGGCUGAGUUAACUGUUAAGGCAGGUUUUCCUCCAGGAGUUUUCAACGUCUUACCAGGCUCAGGCUCAGUCAUUGGUGUAGCUAUAUCGUCCCAUCCUAAUAUUAGAAAAUUGGGUUUUACUGGAUCGACACCAAUUGGAAAAGAAAUCAUGAAAAGUUGCGCUAUUUCCAACGUGAAGAAAGUUUCUCUGGAAUUGGGUGGAAAAUCACCUCUAAUUAUUUUUGCCGAUGCUGAUUUGGAUAAAUCAGUUAGAAUUGCAAUGUCUUCAGUUUUCUUCAAUAAAGGUGAAAACUGUAUUGCUGCCGGUCGCAUUUUCGUUGAAAACUCUAUCCAUGACAAAUUCAUCUCAAAGGUUAUCGCUGAAACCAAAAAAAUGGUGAUUGGUGAUCCUUUAGAUCGUUCAACUGCCCAUGGUCCUCAAAAUCAUCGAGCUCAUCUGGAAAAGCUCAUCGAAUACGUGCAAAUAGGUUUAAAAGAAGGAGCUAAACUGGUUCAUGGAGGUAAACAAGUGGAUAGACCUGGCUUGUUUUUUGAACCCACAAUAUUCACCGAAGUUACCGAUGAAAUGUUUAUUGCUAAAGAAGAAUCUUUCGGUCCAAUAAUGAUUGUUUCAAGAUUUAAUGAUGGUGAUAGAGAUGAAGUCAUUGCUCGAGCAAACAAUACAGAAUACGGAUUAGCCUCUGGUGUGUUAACCAAAGAUUUAGAUAAGGCGCUGUAUGUUAGUGAAAAAAUUACGGCUGGUACAUGCUUUAUUAAUUGUUAUAAUAAAACUGAUGUCGCUGCUCCUUUUGGUGGAUUCAAACAAUCUGGUUUUGGAAAAGAUCUUGGUCAAGAAGCUCUUAAUGAAUAUCUUAAAACUAAAACAAUCACAAUUGAAUAUUCAUAAUCAUCUUGGCAUCAUAAUCAAUAAAUAACAAAGGCCUUUUCAAAUUCAAAGCUGUUUGUUAAAUGUAAUUGUCUAUCUCCAUUUGUCAAUUAAUCAACUGAAACUUGUUUUUAAAAUUAUAAUAUUAAUCAUAAAUUGUUUUACCUGUUCAAUGUUUAUUCACAUUAAAAAAUAUUCAUA